Molecule: messenger RNA, 1884 nt
Organism: Penicillium oxalicum
Lineage: Eukaryota; Fungi; Ascomycota; Eurotiomycetes; Eurotiales; Aspergillaceae
Product: Zn(II)2Cys6 transcription factor
Exons: 2
Coding region: 1-1884 (627 amino acids)
Biological process (GO): positive regulation of transcription by RNA polymerase II; DNA-templated transcription
Molecular function (GO): zinc ion binding; sequence-specific DNA binding; DNA-binding transcription factor activity, RNA polymerase II-specific
Source: RefSeq, a predicted model, not a curated record
AUGCCCGCCAUGGCCAACAGCUUCCUGGAUAACCCUCAUUUGAAGGUCAGUCGGCCGGUGGCUGCGUGUUCACGCUGUCGGACCGCCAAAAUCAAGUGCGAUGGCAAGCUCCCCGCCUGCUCCGCCUGUGAAAAGGUGGGCAAAGAGGCCCUGUGCUCGGGCGCCAGCGAUGAGUUCGCCAAGGGAAAAGAGCGCAGCUAUGUGGCCUCACUCGAGGGCUACUGUGAAAAGCUCGAACAGAAGAUCGCCCUCCUCCGCCAUCGUCAAAAUUCCAUCCCCUCGGACAACGCGAAUGGGGUGGUGCGCGAAAUGUCCAUCACCUCCACGGCCUCCGACGGGCCCGUUGGGUCGGCCCAUCACCGGGAAGUGUCCGACAUUGACGACCUGGUCGGGGACUUUGGCUUCUUGUCGGUGAAUGCGACGUCGCGCGACUUUCAGGGCAUCACCUCCAAGACCAGCUUCGCGAAUCUCCUCCUGUCGGUCGCCACCGUGGGAUAUCCACCCCCGCGCACCCCGAAUCCAUUGCCGGCGCGACAUGAAGCCACUCCUCUCUUGCAGUACUACUUUGAUAAUGUCUUUAUCCAAUUCCCCUUCUUUGUGGAGACGAGCUUCUGGACCUCGGUCGAUGCGGUUUAUCAAUCGGACGGUCGAUUCGCCAAACCCUUUGACCACUGGACGGUGCGCUUGGUCCUCGCAAUCGCCUCCGCCUCGGUCUCCUAUCAAAAGAACGAUCGCAACAACCAGCGCGCGCUGGCGCUGGUAUCCGAGGCCCUCAUCUACGCCGACGAUGUCUUUCGGCCCGGAUCCAUCACCUGUGUCCAAGCCAUCCUUCUCUUGGCGCAAUAUGCCCUGGCGGAUCCGGGUCGGUUCCGUAGCUGGUACCUCGUCGGGAUGGCCAUUCGAGUGGCCAUUGAUCUGGGUCUGCACCAAGACCCUCCGGCCGAAGUGUCUUUGAGUCCUGAUCGCCUCGACAUGCGCCGGCGAGUCUUUCACUGUCUCUAUUCUCUGGAUCGCGGCAUGAGCUCUGCACUCCACCAGACGUUUACCUUCUCCGACGAGUCAGUGAAUGUGGCGCUGCCAGCCACCGAUACUUCAUCCUCGACCGCCGAGUACAAGUCCAUCUUCCUUCGCAACCCUGCCCCGUCCCUACACAUUGUUCGAAUCCGCAAGAUUCUGUCUGCGGGCUAUCACGACAUGUAUUACAGCUCCCGCGAGCCGUCCCCCCAGCCCAUUGCGCAAAUCUGGACCCUCUGCGCCCAAGCCCGUGACUGGUACCACGAAUGUCCCCCCAGUGCGCCCAAACACUUCUCUCUGCUGUAUCGGCUGGAACUGCUCUACACCACCAUCAUUCUGCUGUCGCCAUCCAAUCGAUAUCCCGUCCUGGGUGACUACAACAAAGCCCUCCUCUUUGACCGCUGCCUGGACUUUAUCAGCCAGAUCCACCAGGUGCUGGAGAAUCCGAGUGCGUUACCGUUUGUCACUUUUCUGGACAUCACUCGUGUCCAGCAGGUGGGCCACGUCUUUGUUCACAUCCUGACCGACGACUUUGAAUUCUUGCUGAGUCCGGUCAUGCCCACCCCUCCGCCGGUGCCGGCGGGGACGCCGGAGGCCCCUCUCCUUGCCGUGGAGGAUCGGAUCAACGGUCGGCCGCGUGCCUUUCGCUGUCUCUCCUACGUACGCGAUCUGUUGCACUACUGCAAGCGCAAGUGGGGACUGGAUCAACCCCUGGAAGAUUUCGAGCGCAAGUCGGCGUCCCUGGAGAAGAUGUUGCGAGAAGGACCGGCUGAUUAUGGAAUGAAUCGGGGGUCCUACCCAUCACACCCACCGCCAUCGGUGGCAGUCCCCGGAUACGCGGGAUAUCAUCAGGGACCGAUCCCACGAUGA